UCAACCAAUAGAGCUCAGUUGGGUUCCUUAGCUGGCGAAAACUGCCGAGUUGAAGCCGGAGCUCUUCUUGCAACUGAUGAAGAAGUGGACAUUUUGAUCAUAGAUACGGGUGCUGAAGACAAGCAGGAUGGCGUCGAUGAGGAAGAAGAAGAUGAGGAACAGGAAGCAAAUGAAUUGAGACUUGAAGAAGACAUAGUCAGAAAUCUGGGAGGCAAUUUGGAUACAAAUGAUCAAGCACCAAAACGUCCUUUGUCCAAACGGUUACCAAGGCAAGAUGAACCACUCACCCAAGUCAAGUCAUUAUCUUCUAGUGACUCUCCGAAGAGGGUUUCCGAAGCCCUCGAAAUGCCAGAGCAGGAGACCAUUGAAGAUAAGCCAGUAGUCGCUAUCAUAGCUGAGGCAAGCCAGGUGGAAUCGAAAAAGGCAUUAAAGAAAAAAACAACUACGAAACAAUGUGAAUCCAGUAGGCCAAGAAGAGCUGCAUGCAAGGAUGUAAAUCUUGAUUUGCCGUCAGAUCGGAGCGAGCGGCGUUCUUCUGAAGGCAUAUCUACCACUCAACUCAACUCAAUGUUACGCCCCUGGUUUCCCACCGGUUCAUCCGUUGUGCGGCCCGUCAAUCCAGCCGUUUACAGACGCUUUAUGGAGCAGCGCAUGGUUAAUGUGGGUCGUACGCAUCGAGAACGCCAAGAGCGCAUGCGACGCCUCGAGGCAGAAAUGUCCAAGGUCGGCUUAGAUGAGGCGGCCAGAGCACAAAUGCGCUGUCUCCUGCAAAAGAAGGAGUCAAACCACAUGCGAAUGCAACGUGCUAAAAUGGAUCAAACUAUGUUCAAACGAAUAAAACGUCUCGGUAAGCCUAAAUAUUUGAUUUUAUAG
Protopolystoma xenopodis is the source of this 873-nucleotide messenger RNA. Lineage: Eukaryota; Metazoa; Platyhelminthes; Monogenea; Polystomatidea; Polystomatidae. The record is from the annotation of a GenBank genome assembly.